Molecule: messenger RNA, 4942 nt
Organism: Leopardus geoffroyi (Geoffroy's cat)
Lineage: Eukaryota; Metazoa; Chordata; Mammalia; Carnivora; Felidae
Gene: POU3F3
Product: POU class 3 homeobox 3
Exons: 1
Coding region: 91-1590 (499 amino acids)
Biological process (GO): brain development; regulation of transcription by RNA polymerase II
Cellular component (GO): nucleus
Molecular function (GO): DNA-binding transcription factor activity, RNA polymerase II-specific; RNA polymerase II cis-regulatory region sequence-specific DNA binding
Source: RefSeq, a predicted model, not a curated record
GGCGCGGCGGCGGCGGCGGCGGCGGCCGCGGCUGCUGCUGCUGCGGCGGCGGCGGUGGUGGCGGCGGUGGGGUGGCGGGAGCGGAGCGGCAUGGCCACGGCGGCUUCUAACCCCUACCUGCCGGGGAACAGCCUGCUGGCGGCCGGCUCCAUUGUACACUCGGACGCGGCGGGAGCCGGCGGCGGCGGGGGCGGCGGCGGCGGGGGCGGCGGCGGCGGCGCGGGCGGCGGCGGGGGCGGCAUGCAGCCCGGCAGCGCCGCCGUGACCUCAGGCGCCUACCGAGGGGACCCGUCCUCCGUCAAGAUGGUCCAGAGCGACUUCAUGCAGGGGGCCAUGGCCGCCAGUAACGGCGGCCAUAUGCUAAGCCACGCGCAUCAGUGGGUCACGGCCCUACCCCACGCCGCCGCCGCCGCCGCCGCCGCUGCCGCCGCCGCCGUGGAGGCCAGCUCGCCGUGGUCCGGCAGCGCCGUGGGCAUGGCCGGCAGCCCCCAGCAACCGCCGCAGCCGCCGCCGCCGCCGCCGCCGCAGGGCCCCGACGUGAAGGGCGGCUCCGGUCGCGACGACCUGCACGCGGGCACCGCGCUGCACCACCGCGGGCCGCCGCACCUCGGGCCCCCGCCGCCGCCCCCGCACCAGGGCCACCCGGGGGGCUGGGGGGCCGCCGCCGCCGCAGCCGCCGCCGCCGCCGCCGCCGCAGCCGCCGCACACCUCCCGUCCAUGGCCGGGGGCCAGCAGCCGCCGCCGCAGAGUCUGCUCUACUCGCAGCCCGGGGGCUUCACGGUGAACGGCAUGCUGAGCGCGCCCCCGGGCCCGGGCGGCGGCGGCGGCGGCGCGGGCGGCGGCGCCCAGAGCCUGGUGCACCCGGGGCUGGUGCGCGGGGACACGCCCGAGCUGGCAGAGCACCACCACCACCACCACCACCACGGGCACCCGCACCCGCCGCACCCGCACCACGCGCAGGGGCCUCCGCACCACGGCGGCGGCGGCGCGGGGCCCGGGCUCAACAGUCACGACCCGCACUCGGACGAGGACACACCGACGUCGGACGACCUGGAGCAGUUCGCCAAGCAGUUCAAGCAGCGGCGCAUUAAACUCGGCUUCACGCAGGCCGACGUGGGGCUCGCUCUGGGCACUCUGUACGGCAACGUGUUCUCGCAAACCACCAUCUGCCGCUUCGAGGCCCUGCAGCUGAGCUUCAAGAACAUGUGCAAGCUCAAGCCGCUGCUGAACAAGUGGCUGGAGGAGGCGGACUCGAGCACCGGCAGCCCCACGAGCAUCGACAAGAUCGCGGCGCAGGGCCGCAAGCGCAAGAAGCGGACCUCCAUAGAGGUGAGCGUCAAGGGCGCGCUCGAGAGCCACUUCCUCAAGUGCCCCAAGCCCUCCGCGCAGGAGAUCACCAACCUGGCCGACAGCCUGCAGCUGGAGAAGGAGGUGGUGCGGGUCUGGUUCUGCAACCGGCGCCAAAAGGAGAAGCGCAUGACGCCGCCCGGGAUCCAACAGCAGACGCCCGACGACGUCUACUCGCAGGUGGGCACCGUGAGCGCCGACACGCCGCCGCCGCACCACGGACUGCAGACGAGCGUGCAGUGAAGGCAAGGGGCGCAGCGCGAAGAGGGCCGCCGCCGCCGCCGCCGCCGCCGCCUCCGCAGCCGCUGUCAGCACCGCCGCCAACCCCCGCCGCCGCCGCCGCCGCCGCCGCCGCCGCGCCGACCCGCACCGGGGCCGCACCGGGCCCAGGCCAGUCCGCCGCCCUCCCCUCCGCCCAAAGACAAACAUGCCCGCCCUUGGAGGAAAGAGAGAGAGAGAGAGAGAGAGAGAGAGAGAGAGAGAGAGAGAGACGGACCAAGAAGACAUUUCUGAAGUCCAAGGAAGGAGGGGCAAAACACAAAACAAAAGCGUAACAAAUACCCAGACUGUUUUAUAUACGUAUAUAUAACAAACAAAACCGGAAGAGAAAAAGGAGGCGAUCAUGAGAUCUCGUUUAUACUGUGGUGGUGUUUCCUUUUUGUUUUUCUGUUUUCUUUUUAAAGAAGGGUGAAGAUGCCUAGCGCACCAAAACUGCACUCGUGAGGUUUUCCCCACCCUAGGAAGUCCUACAUGGCAACAGUGGACAGCACCUAGCACCUGCCUCGUCCUCGCCUCUUAAAAAAAAAAAAAAAAAAAAAAAAAAAAAAAAAAGCAGCUCCCCCCACCGCCCCCGCUCUCCUUUUCACUCCCCCCAUCCAAAGGGCUGACUAAAGUGAUCUACCGAAACUUUCUUUCCUGGGAGCGACGUGCAAGAAAGCAGAGGCACCCUGUUUUAGUUGGCCAUGUUAAAGUCAUUUGGGGACAAAUGGACUAUGAAAUAGGAAGGAGAAAACAAAGAACAGUCUUCAGGAAAAAAAAAAAAAAAAGAAAGCAAGCAAGAAAGAAAAUAUUCACAGCUUUUGAAAUUAACAGACUGAAUAGCAAAGCCAAAAGAAAAAGUCUUCUCAAAGUAACCUUGGAAAUAAAGCAUCACGAAAGAGCAGAGGGAUGGGCGAGGGAGAAGGGGACGGCUACCCAGGAGUGGGGGAGGCCAGGCUGAGUCGGGCAGGGCGGGUGGACUGGGCUAGGAGCAAGGCCCCGCCACCAGCCCCGGCUUUAACGGCGGGCACUCGGGUGGAUGAGGCCUAAAGAUUCCACCGCGAAUAUUUUUUUUAUUAAUAUUUUUAUUUUUUAUUUCUGGACUGACUCAGAUAAAGAGAUUUAGAAGGACUGAGCACCAGCCGCUGCACUCCUCUGGACUUCUCUCCUCAAUCCGUUGCCAACUUUGAUUGAAUGGGUGCUGUGGAUGUGAUUAUAUAAUACUGCCAUUUCCAAGCAGUGUUUUUGGUAGGUUUUAAUAAACAGACUUUUCAAAAGACGGCAAUAUAGAAUUGUUAGAUCCGUUGUUGAUCUAAAAAUAUUUGCUUUAUAUUUUCAUUAAAUGACUUCUUUUAAUAUUUUAUUCAGAAUACUUAUGAACUGCUGCAAAACGGUAAUUUAUUUUUCCCCAGAUCUUGUAUUACGUGUUUUUUUCAGACGAGCACAAAUCAAAAUGAAAUGAAAAUAUGGACAGUUGCUAGGUAGUAAGGGUAUCUUUUGAUGUGAUCAUUUGAUUGUAAUUUAAUUUGAGUAGUGAUUCCGUAAGAGCUGAUCGAGAAAAUAAAUUUGUUAGAAUGAAAUAGUCUGUGUCUGAUGCAUACACACUAUGUGGGAAGAAAAGAGUUCUUUAGGAAAUAUUUUUUUACUAAUGCAAAUCCUUAAGUGGUAGCACUGAGGAAGCAGAGCCUGCUCCACGAAAUACGGAGUAAGGGACAGACGUGACAGAAACUGCUAGUACUUUAACAUAGUUGUCACUCCUCGUUAAUCCAUAAAUUUCACAACAUUUUUCUCUCCCUUGGUUUUAGUGGGUGUUUUUAGUGUUUUUAGGUGAGAUUGUCUAAAUACUAGUUCUUUUCUCGGAGAUACCUGUGUCCUUUAUCAUCUUGACCAGAAGAUUGGACUACAUCACCAGUAAAAAUGUGCCAACUGGUUAUUAAUGGCUAAUACAUAGCUCCCCCCCACCCACCCACCCAAGUUCACCCUCUCUUUUCCCUCCCUUCCCCCCACCAUAUUGCUAGGUCUCUUUCCUCUUUUUCUGAAGGCUAGUAGUUGUAAAGAAUAGCUUACAAGUCUAUAAGAUAUUUUUAUAUUAAUCACUUCCCAUUAAUAACUAUAUGAAGUUCAGUUUAAAUUAUUAGGCUGUUUUGGGUUUUCUGUUUCGUUUUAGUUGUUUUCCUUGUACUGAAAGAAUGUAGUUCUAAAAUCCUGAUUAGGGUCCACACUGCAUUACCCCCAGUGUGAUUACCAGCUCAGACUUUCUAUGUCCCUGUCUUUCCCCAGUAUGAUUCCAUAUCUACUUUACUGGUGCUGGGGGGUUGAGCUUUUUUUGAUCACUCCUCAGAUACACCAUGCAGAGCGGUCACAUUUAUCAAGUCAAUGUAUCAAUAUUUACCAUGUGGGAAAAUGAAAGUGUAAUGCCUCAGGUUGUGAGUCCUACCGAUGCAAAAGGCUCUGCUCAGUUGAGUCCCUUCGUCUUGUACUUAAAAAAAGUAUUUGGGAGUGACACAGCAAUGAUUUUAUGGAUUAAUUUCCUCCUAAUCUCAUUUAGCUGUCACUCACUCUUUGCCUUCUCUCAUCUUCCUCUCUCUUCCUCUGAUAUCGAUGCAGGGGUUAAAAAACCCGGAAAACUGUGAGAGCAACAGGAACAGUUAUUUCUUCCAGACAGACCCUGUGUCAUUUUCAUAAAUCAAGCCCAGCCAGAUGGCCGUGUAUUGGGUUGCAUUAUUUUAAGCACCAAAUCGUACUAAAAAUCACAAUCAUUUUGAUUUGUGAAAUCUGAAAAAGGCCACAUUUAUUAAACAGAGAGAAGGAAAAAAAUGAAAACAAGAAACCACAAUUUACUUUCCUUUGCCUUCAUGUCUCCUCCUUCUCUUGCUAUUGUAAUCUCUCUGCCCAGCAAAUUUACAACCUGGAGGGGGGGUCGGGGGUGGGGACAAACUUUAUCAUUUUCUGAGGGUCUGCAGGGGCAAGCAAAACAGGCCUCCUGAGAAAGCUGAGGAUUGGGUGUGGUUGUUUUUAUAUGGUGAAUACUACUGGCACGUGAGAUGAAAUCCUAUUUUCCCUACAGGAAUGGUAGUGGUUGAUUAGACAGAGAAUAGGUCUAUUUAAAAUUUUAGGAGGUAUUUGCUUACUUGAUUUGGCUGACAACAAAAGAGCUAACAUUAGAUUUCACACUGUUUUCUAUUAAAAAGCAACCUUUUUUGCUGAUUACUUUGGAAGGAGCCCCAGAUUUAAGGGUAGCAGAGUAACUUUUCAUUGGCGAAGAAGAGAAAGCAAGCCCAUUUUAUUUCAUCAUUUUGCAUUUUUUACAGUGAGCUCAUGCUUGCACUCCAUAUUU